GAUAGAAGAGCCAUUUCCUUUGUGAAGUGAAUUUUGCGAAUGAUUUUACGAAUAAUUGAUUAAAAAAUAAUUGAAAUAUAUUUAAAAUAAAAGCAUAUCAAAUAGCCGUUUUGAUAUAUUCAAAAAUGUGUAUAAAGUUUCAUAACUGAAAGUUGUGAGCGGAAUAGAAAGGAGCAUAAAAAUUAAGUAUUAUUUUGGGUGUUUAAUUGCUUGUGAAUGAAAUCAGUGUUCAUUAUUAUUUAAGGGAGAAUUGUAUUAUGUUUUAAAACAAAGUGACCCUACUCCCAUUCUGGGGAAUUAAACAAUUAAAAAACUAUCUCUAGAUCGCCUUGAAUCUUUGACAACAGAAAUCAUCCCAUUACAGCAAUGAGUAAUUAUCGUCACCAUGGAGGUGGCGGUGGUUACAGUGGUAUAGAAAUACGUAACAUGCAUCCACGCAUUUCGCAAAAUUUCACUUACGUUAGCUCGUGCGUUAAAUAUCUGAUAUUUAUGCUAAAUUUCAUAUUUUGGCUAUCGGGUGGUCUUUUGCUCGGUAUUGGCCUUUAUGCUUUUAUGGACAAAUGGGAAUCUACGGGUUGGGUUCGUCUGGAAACUUUUUACGAUGUAAUACUCAAUAUCUCUUUGGUAAUGAUGCUCACUGGAGUACUUAUAUCUAUGGUCAGUUUUGCUGGCUGCCUGGGUGCACUGCGUGAAAACACUUGCUUGCUUAAAUUUUACACUAUGUGCUUACUGAUGUUCUUCCUACUGGAGCUAGCUAUUGCCAUAAUGGGAUUUGUUUUCCCACACAAUAUGAAUUCUUUCCUUGAGGACAAAUUUACUGAUAAAAUUAUACAUUCGUAUAGAGAUGACCCAGAUUUGCAAAAUCUUAUCGAUUUUGCACAACUCGAAUUUAAGUGUUGUGGACUGAGCAAUUCUGGAUAUCAAGACUGGAGCAAGAAUGAGUAUUUCAAUUGCUCAUCACCAUCCGUGGAACGCUGUGGGGUCCCAUACAGUUGCUGCAUUAAUGCAACUGAUAUUAGUUCGGGCUUGGUUAAUAUUAUGUGCGGUUAUGGUGUUCAAGAGCAUUCCGUGGCUGCUGCCAGCAAACGUAUAUGGACCAGUGGUUGCAUUGAGAUUGUUAGAGUUUGGGCAGAGCGCAAUCUAUAUACCAUAGCUGGUAUAGCACUGGGCAUUGCAUUAAUACAAUUAUUUAUAAUAUAUUUGGCUAAAACUUUGGAAGGCCAAAUUGAUCUGCAAAAAUCUCGAUGGACUGCGUGAGUUUGUUAAUUAAGCAAAGAUUGAAUGGUGCGUUGCCAACAUUUUUUUUUUUAAAUAGUAUAUACAUACAUAUAUUUUCAAUAUAUAUUAUUCGUGCUUUCUUAAAAGUCAUUUUGUACGUUUUGUGUGCUCAAAGUUUUUAUAUCAAAGUUUUAAUUGGAAGUGUGUAUAUCUUGCUGUUGACGUUCAAAAAGUAAUAGAUAAUAUCGAAUUUAAAAUGCAUUUAAUAUACGAGUGAUUAUUUAACGACAAAAUCUUAAGAAGUAAUAACAAAUUAUAAUUUUAUUGUAUUCAGCGUACAAAACUGCAUUUGCCGAUUAAACAAUUGCAUAGAUACGUUGUUAUUAAUCGGGAAAUUGUUGGUGCUGUUUGAAAAGCAUUUUUCCAGAACUAAAUUAGUGUAACGAAAAAAAAGACUUGCUCAUCAGUAUUUCAACUACUUUGCCGCACAGUUGGAUGGAAAAGGAUAUUUCAAAAUAAAAAUUAAAGUGUUCGUAUUUAUUUUAACUUCAGAUAAAAGUGUGUUCACAAUAAAAAUGCUCUUCCAGUUCUUCAAUCAAUGAAAGCACAUGUAAUACCUUGGAUGAAUUAAUGAGAUUUUUAAUUAGAUUCGUACAUAAGCUUCGGAAUAAUUUGUCGCAGUUUUUAAGUUAAAAAAUGCAAUAUUAUUUUUAAGUAUUUCUAACUGCUAUUACUAGCGCUGCGUACUGAAAAUGCAGACACCAAAACAUUGCCAUUUGAACAAUUUUAUAAUUAUGUAUUAAAAUUUUAUUAACAAAAGAAAAUAUGACUACCAAAUGUUGAAAUUUAAAAAGUCGAACAAAAAAAAAAUGUGAAAGGAAUCUCAUGUUUUGACUCAACAUUUUUUUCCAACAAGACUUAGAAAUGAGAAGCUAAACAAAUAUUUUAAUAAUAAAUUAUAGAAAAUUGUAUUAACAAAUUCAAGGAAACUAAAAUCUUAACUCCCCAGCAUCACAUACAUAUUUCCAAAAAUUAAAUCUUAUAUACUAUAAAAAAAGCCUAGCUAAGCUGUACUUUAUUUUAUUGAACUACAUUUUGUGUCCGAUUUAUAUAUAUAUCUUUAUUUGACAAAGUAAAUGAACCGAAAAAGACAAUUUGCAUUGUAACCUCCUACAUGCAUACAGUGGUGGCGAACUAAUUAACAACCUCUAUUCCUUCUUUGUACUUUUAUGCUUGUAUAUAUAAUAUUAAAAGAGGUUUAUAGAUGCGGUUUUUUGUUUUUAUUAUGUUGCUUACGCAAAAAAGAGUACAUUUAAUAGAAAAUUCAAUGAUGUUUUAUUUGCUGAAUUUUAAAUCAAAAGAAUCACAUAAGAAAAACAUGUGAGUCACACUGGCGGAGUAAUUAAAACUGAUUAAAAAAUUAUAUAUUUUUCUUUAAAAAGCUUUAAUAUUCCUUUAAUAUUUUGGGGGAAAAUCUUUAAUCUAUUCAAGCUUUACAUUGGAUUGACAUAGAGGUACUUAAUUUUUAGGAUUUUGCCUGAGAUAUCUUUAGUCACUCUCUCUAAUUCCCCCACUUGUGGGUUUUUGUUCCACGAACUAUCCAUCUAAAGUAGGUGUCAGAUGUUUCCAACCGGGGUAAGUUCGGGAAUACAAUGGCAACUAGAAAACAUUAGCACUAUUAAGAGAAAACCAAGUGUCUGGAGAGUGCCGUAUGCUUUGGACAAUUGUCUUGAAAAAAUUUCCGAAUGAAGGUUAUUUCUUUUUCAGCAUAAUACGGCAUUAUAUUUUUCAUCAUUCAUAUCAUCAGACUUCCACCAGUGUGCUUUAAUGUAGGCAAAGUGUAUUUGUGGUGAAAUUCUUUGUUUUUUGGACGCCUGUUAUACUGCCGACCUCUGAACCAAAUCUGUUUAUCACAGUUUGAAACUGUCUGUGAAACUCUCCAAUCCUUAUGGGCCAUGUGAUCUCUGGCGCUUAGGUGCUAUUUGCUUAACAACAAUUUCCGCCUUCCAAAUCUUUUAUAAAGUUAAUUUUCGCAUAAUCUUCCUCGAAUCGAUCGCGUUGAUAAAGGUUUUGGAGCG
This is a messenger RNA of Anastrepha obliqua, 3296 nucleotides long. Its product is annotated as tetraspanin-33. The transcript is spliced from 2 exons. Gene Ontology annotation, biological process: protein localization to plasma membrane; protein maturation. Bases 367 to 1257 code for a protein of 296 amino acids. NCBI's taxonomy places the organism in Eukaryota, Metazoa, Arthropoda, Insecta, Diptera, Tephritidae. The record is from RefSeq and is a predicted model, not a curated record. Gene Ontology annotation, cellular component: membrane.